AUGUUCAGGAACGCUCUCCGACAGUCCAGCCGGACGGUGGGCGCAAUCUCUGCAUCCGGCAGAGUCGCAGCGGGACGAACCGCCGCGCCAGCAGCCUUCAACGCAGCAUCGAAGCAGGCCCGAAGCUACGCAUCCGAGUCGAAAGCCUCCCCAACAGAAGUCUCGUCGAUCCUCGAGCAGAGAAUUAGGGGUGUUAAGGAUGAGGCCGGUCUCGCCGAGACUGGACGUGUCCUGUCUGUUGGUGAUGGUAUCGCUCGUGUCCAUGGUAUGGCCAAUGUUCAAGCCGAGGAGCUUGUCGAAUUCGCAUCCGGUGUCAAGGGGAUGUGCAUGAACUUGGAAGCUGGUCAAGUUGGUGUUGUGCUUUUCGGUUCCGAUCGUCUGGUCAAGGAGGGUGAGACUGUUAAGCGUACCGGAGAGAUUGUCGAUGUCCCAGUUGGACCUGAAAUGUUGGGCCGUGUCGUCGAUGCUUUAGGAAACCCAAUUGACGGAAAGGGACCAAUCAAGACCACCGAGAGGCGUCGUGCUCAAUUGAAGGCACCCGGUAUUCUUCCUCGACGAUCUGUCAACCAGCCCGUACAGACUGGUCUCAAGUCUGUUGACGCAAUGGUGCCAAUUGGACGUGGUCAGCGAGAAUUGAUCAUUGGUGAUCGUCAAACCGGAAAGACCGCCGUCGCCCUCGACGCCAUUCUCAACCAGAAGAGAUGGAAUGACGGAAACGACGAGACCAAGAAGCUCUACUGUGUUUACGUUGCUGUUGGACAAAAGCGAUCAACCGUUGCCCAGUUGGUUAAGACCCUCGAGGAGAACGACGCCAUGAAGUACUGUGUCAUCGUCGCCGCCACUGCUUCUGAGGCAGCUCCAUUACAAUAUGUGGCGCCCUUCACCGGGACAUCAAUCGGCGAGUGGUUCAGAGACAAUGGUAAGCACGCCUUGAUCGUCUUCGACGAUCUUUCCAAACAGGCCGUCGCAUAUCGUCAAAUGUCUCUCCUUCUCCGUCGCCCACCAGGACGUGAGGCUUACCCAGGAGACGUCUUUUAUCUCCAUUCUCGACUUUUGGAGCGUGCCGCCAAGAUGUCCGACAAGCACGGUGGUGGUUCCUUGACUGCUCUUCCUCUCAUUGAGACCCAGGGUGGUGAUGUGUCCGCUUAUAUCCCAACCAACGUCAUUUCAAUUACUGAUGGACAAAUUUUCUUGGAGGCCGAACUGUUCUACAAGGGUGUUCGCCCAGCUAUCAACGUCGGUCUCUCUGUCUCCCGUGUCGGAUCUGCUGCCCAACUUAAGGCCAUGAAGCAAGUUGCUGGUUCCCUGAAGCUUUUCUUGGCUCAAUACCGUGAGGUCGCAGCUUUCGCUCAAUUCGGUUCCGAUUUGGAUGCCGCUACAAAACAGACUCUUAACCGUGGUGAACGUUUGACCGAGCUCCUUAAGCAGAAGCAAUACUCACCUAUGGCUGUCAACGAGAUGGUUCCUCUUAUCUAUGCUGGUGUUAAUGGACACUUGGACACUGUGCCAGUAGACAAGAUUUUGACAUGGGAAGCUGAUUUCAUCUCACACUUGAGGACAAACGAAUCCGAUCUGCUGGCCACGAUUGACAAGGAGGGUGCGUUGAGCAAGGAUCUCGAGGCGAAAUUGAAGGAUGUUGUCGUGUCUUUCACCAAGAGCUUCACAUAA
This is a messenger RNA of Glarea lozoyensis ATCC 20868, 1668 nucleotides long. Its product is annotated as P-loop containing nucleoside triphosphate hydrolase. Lineage: Eukaryota; Fungi; Ascomycota; Leotiomycetes; Helotiales; Helotiaceae. The transcript has 7 exons. The record is from RefSeq and is a predicted model, not a curated record. Bases 1 to 1668 code for a protein of 555 amino acids. Gene Ontology annotation, biological process: proton transmembrane transport; proton motive force-driven ATP synthesis. Gene Ontology annotation, molecular function: ATP binding; ADP binding; proton-transporting ATP synthase activity, rotational mechanism.